AUAACACAAUAACAAAGAAAAUAAAAGCAAAGGUUUGAAUCGACGAUUCUCUUGCCGGCACCUACCUAAUAUAAUCUUUAAUCAACUUUUAAUCGUGUAUUUUUACUUCAAUCACAAAAUUCAGCGGAAAACUCGAAAAAUCAAUAAUUUACAACCGAAUCAGCUUAAUUUUGUGAACAAUUUGUCUCAAAAACUCGCUAAAAUCAUGUUGCUCGGCGACGUGUUUCCCGACUUUGAAGCGGAAACCAGCAUUGGAAAAUUAAAAUUCUGGGACUGGUCACGCGGCUCGUGGACCAUCCUCUUUUCUCACCCAGCGGACUACACACCCGUCUGCACCACAGAGCUGGCAAGGGUUGCAAAAUUAACAGGAGAAUUUGCAGCCAGGAACAUCAAAGUCAUUGCCCUGUCCAUCGACUCUGCAGAAUCUCAUCUCGGAUGGAUCAAAGAUAUUAAAAAGUACGGCGGCCUGGACGAGUCUGCGGAUUUUCCUUUCCCCAUCAUUGCUGAUGAAAAUCGACAAUUAGCCACUCAAUUUGGCAUGUUGGACCCAAAUGAAAUCUCAGCCAAAACAGGCCUUCCUCUCACUGCCAGGACUGUCUUCGUCAUCGAUCAAGAUCACAAACUUCGUUUAUCUUUACUUUAUCCUGCCACCACUGGAAGAUCAUUUGAUGAGAUUCUAAGAGCUGUGGACUCUCUACUGCUGACUGAGAAAUUCAAAGUCGCGACACCUGCUGACUGGAAGGUUGGCGACAAAUGCAUGGUCCAGCCUAGCGUUCCAGAUGCUGAUCUGGCAACUCUGUUUCCAAAUGGUGUUGAGAGGGUGGAAGUUCCGUCCGGAAAGGGUUACAUUCGUCUGACGCCCCAGCCUGAUGCUAAGUAAAUGAGUACAGCACAAAGAAUUUUCUCUUAUUUUUGGAGACUGAGUGAAAAUCAAUAAAUUGUCAUGGCAAGAAA
This is a messenger RNA of Neocloeon triangulifer, 954 nucleotides long. Its product is annotated as peroxiredoxin-6-like. The record is from RefSeq and is a predicted model, not a curated record. The transcript has 5 exons. Gene Ontology annotation, molecular function: peroxiredoxin activity. The coding region runs from base 206 to 880 and encodes 224 amino acids. Gene Ontology annotation, biological process: cell redox homeostasis; cellular oxidant detoxification. Gene Ontology annotation, cellular component: mitochondrion; cytosol. Lineage: Eukaryota; Metazoa; Arthropoda; Insecta; Ephemeroptera; Baetidae.